ACAAUUGUGACAAGAUGAGUUUUCAGUGGGUGCUAGUGGCAUUUUUCUUGUACUUUGAAGUAGGUUUGGUUUUUUUGCUUUGCUUGCCGAUUAUAUCAGCUACAAGAUGGAGUCGAAUCUUCAAUUCAAAGCUACUCGGUUGGCUGGCCACACAUGGAAACUACUACUUCGGCAUUGUAGUUGUCAUCUUACUGAUCUUGUUUAUUGACGCAUUGAAUCAAAUGAGGAGGUAUGGCAACGAAAAAGACGUGGUUGAUCCGGCUGCUAACAUGCAGACUCACACUUACCACACAAUGAUGAAAUUUCGUGGUCAAAGAAAUUUUUACAUUACUGGAUUUUCUCUGCUGCUUAUGAUUGUACUGCGGCGUCUGAUUUCUACUUUCUGUCUGCAAGCUUCGCUUGAAGCAAAAUACACUGCAGCUUUGCAACAAGCGAAGAGUGCAUCAGACCAAGCUGAACGAUUUAUGGAUGAGGCUGAUAAACUGAAGAAAGCAGCAAGAGAGGAACUAACUACUGUAAUAAAUACGGAAGAUGAAGAGAAAAGAGUUAAACUUGAAAAGAGAAAUGAGGCUCUUAAGGAGGAAUUGAAUGAGGCUCGUAAAGAAACAGAUAAGGUUCAGACGGAACUGAUGGCGCUCAAGAAACAAGCAGAAGGUGUGAGCAAUGAGUAUGACCGACUGCUCAAAGGACAUGACAAACUACAGGAGAAGGUGAAAGAGCUGGAAGGCGGUGAUACUGAAGACAAGAAGGAUCAGUAGACAUAAUUAGUGUAGAGGGGAGGACCACUGGACGGACGACUGGACGGACAUCCGUAAAUUUGUUGCAGUUGGGGCAUUCGUUAAUUAGGUAGUCACGUGAGAAGAUGGCAUGGGGUGUUUACAUUCUGAUUGCUGACUGGUGGUCCACUCCCACCUCAGCCAAAAAAGCUUA
Molecule: messenger RNA, 930 nt
Organism: Corticium candelabrum
Lineage: Eukaryota; Metazoa; Porifera; Homoscleromorpha; Homosclerophorida; Plakinidae
Product: B-cell receptor-associated protein 31-like
Exons: 7
Coding region: 15-758 (247 amino acids)
Biological process (GO): endoplasmic reticulum to Golgi vesicle-mediated transport; intracellular protein transport
Cellular component (GO): endoplasmic reticulum membrane; endoplasmic reticulum
Source: RefSeq, a predicted model, not a curated record